Messenger RNA from Daphnia pulicaria, 476 nucleotides. RefSeq lists its product as uncharacterized. NCBI's taxonomy places the organism in Eukaryota, Metazoa, Arthropoda, Branchiopoda, Diplostraca, Daphniidae. The transcript is spliced from 4 exons. The coding region runs from base 62 to 463 and encodes 133 amino acids. The record is from RefSeq and is a predicted model, not a curated record.
UAGAUCUCGUGCAGUUCUUUGAGAGUUAAAAAAUAGUCGCGGUCAAAUUCGUGAAAGAAAAAUGUUUAAACUGUAUUUUCUUCUUUCCGUCGGUUUAAUGUUAAUACAAGUCAGCCUGGCUUGCGAUGAGGAAAAUCAAUUAGUCAGACAUCAGCAAUCCGACGAGUACUUGGCCAGCACUUACGAAUUCAAUCCUAAUCUAGGGAUGUUUCACCCUUUGGCUUAUUACGAGUCAGGCGCUCGUGUUCCAGAGUUUUACGCCAGUCCUUAUGAGGGACGAACCCCCUUCACUAAAAGGCCCACGAUCCAAUCUUUCAAGAAACAAUUGAAUAAUCGCCCAGAAGAAAAUAACAAAGCGGAAGGCCGUUUCGUACUGGGUAGUUUGGGCGCCAAUUUGAUCAACACGGGCCUAUUCAACAACCGUUUCACUCCGGCCAAUACGUGGAGGCCCUUCUCUAAUUAAGCCAACCGGAUUC